Ictalurus punctatus (channel catfish) is the source of this 2165-nucleotide messenger RNA. RefSeq names its product RNA binding motif protein 18 (gene rbm18). The transcript is spliced from 6 exons. Bases 328 to 897 code for a protein of 189 amino acids. Gene Ontology annotation, molecular function: RNA binding. NCBI's taxonomy places the organism in Eukaryota, Metazoa, Chordata, Actinopteri, Siluriformes, Ictaluridae. The record is from RefSeq and is a predicted model, not a curated record.
AUGACACGAGGAUGAGGAAACACUGAGGUGAAUAGAUCGGCAUGUCAGUUUGUAGAGGAUUAUCCCAGAGCCCUACUGAAUCCUGGAUUCUGAUUGGUCAGAAGGUGUCCAUUCAUUUUCUCUAACAGCAGCUCUGAGAGCAAUGAGUAAUGAGUCUUUAUUGGUCACAUAUGCACAGUGAUUCUUUUCUUCGCAUACCCCAGCAUGUUAGGAGGUUGGGGUCAGCUAUGAUACAGUGCCCCCUGGAGCAGAGAGGGUUAAGGGCCUUGCUCAAGGGCCCAACAGUGGCAGCUUGGCAGUGCUGAACCCCCAACCUUCCGGAGUCCAAUGCAGUCGGCUACGGAGACGGUGGAGAACGCCUCCAUCCUUUCAAGCGGCUCGUCGCAAGAAGGCCACCGCCUGUGGAUCGGCAACAUCGACGCUAAAAUCACAGAGUAUCACCUGGUGAAGCUCCUGGAGAAAUUCGGACAGGUGGAGCAGUUUGAUUUCCUGUUCCACAAGUCCGGACCGCUGGAGGGUCAGCCGAGAGGAUACUGCUUCGUCAACUUCCACACCAAAGAGGAGGCUGAACGGGCCAUACAGUGUCUCAAUGGAAAGCUGGCGUUGUCCAAGAAACUGGUGGUGCGUUGGGCCCAUGCACAGAGGUUUGAGCCCUACAGAGGAGAUAAGAACCUGCCUGCUAGCUUGGAGCCGUCGUGCAGCGAAGCAGAAGAGCAGCCGACCUCGCUGAGUGUGAGUGCGAAGAUUAAAGCGAUCGAAGCCAAGCUGCAGAUGAUGGAGGAGAACGUGGACGAGGAGUACUCGGGCCCGUCGCCGUACCUUUACAACAAACCUCCCGAGAAGAAGGACAAGAGAUCUCAGCCUUAUAACAAACAGUUCCGCAGGUUCAAGAGAUGACCUCAUCCUCACACGCGCGCACACACACACACACGCACGCAGGCACACUGAGGACUUCUGGUUAAUAAAAACACACACUCUUUAAUGCGCUGUUCUGUCAGGACCGGAGGAGGAGGAAGACCUUCGUGUGGAACACUUCUCUCUUUCCCUGUGGAUUUUUUUUUUUUUAAUGAAUAUUUUAAGGUUUUGUACAUUUUUGUAACUUUCCAUUUUUUGACGAUUUCCUUUCUCGUUCUCUAACUGAAACCUUUUACUCGUGCUUGAAACGUCUUGCGUGUUCAGUUAUGAACUCCGUCGUGAUCCUGCGUCGCGUCUGUUGUUUUAUUUGGCUGUAUUUUGAGAACAUUGUAAGUCUGAAAGCACAGAACUGGACCUGAGCUCCAGGAGUCACUCCACUGUCGACCCCCACCCCCCACCCCCCCACCCACCCGACUUCAAUCACGUGAUCCACACUGAUGACGAGGAGCGACGUGACGCGAUGUGACGUUCGGCUCGCUGUUUUACAUCCAUCAUGACGAUAAUGUCCGAGCACCGUUGGAAUUGAGUUCGAGCUGUAGCUGUGAUUUCAUUGUUUUAUUAAUCUCAAGAAAAAACUUUUAAAUAAUAAUUAGGUUUAUGUUUUAACCCUGAACUAGAAAUAGAAAUGCUCGUCUUUUCACUUGUAUUUCAGAGAAAUUCGCCAUCUGACCGCCGUCUAAACCUCUAUAAUACAUGGAACGUGUUCAUUAUUAUUUUAAUAAUUUCAUAUAAUGAUUUCCUUUUUUUUUUUUUUUUUUUUUUUUGGUCCUGAAAUAAAAAUAUCAAUGAUCAUCUUUUCAGUAAUUUCAGAGAAAUGAUGGCUGUUUUUUUUAUUAUUAUUAUUAUUAUUAUUAUUAUUAUUAUUAUUAUUAUGUUAACUUAUAAAAAUAUACACACGCUUUUAUGGUGUGAAAUUCAAUUGUGUGUGUGUGUGUGUGUGUGUGUGUGUGUGUGUGUGUGUUGUUACGUCAUAAAACUCAAAACCAGUUUAUUCUUUUUUUUUUUAUUUUGUAUUUUUAUAAAAUGCAAAUCCAGCCCCCUGUAUAUGCAACACGUCUUUAUUCAAGAAAGGGUGUGGUUAGAAGGCGUUCCCGAUUUGCAUAUUCAAAUCAUCUGUCAUUUUUUGUGUUUUAGCAUGUAGGCGCUUCUGUGCUUAAAUACUUCAAUAAUGCUUUUGUAAAUAUUUUUUUUUUUCCUGAGACAUGUCCAGUCAUACACGUACACGGUUCAAUAAACUGGUCAUGUUAAAA